Pelagomonas calceolata is the source of this 2837-nucleotide messenger RNA. The record is from the annotation of a GenBank genome assembly. Lineage: Eukaryota; Pelagophyceae; Pelagomonadales; Pelagomonadaceae.
GCUAGCGGUUGUGAGACACUAGCAAGCCAGACCAAGCAAGCCAGCUCGGCGCUCUCGCGGCAUUGAUGCCAAUUGGUCGCGUGUGCGAGCGCAGGGAGCACGAAAUUUGAAUACAGAUUGCUGCUGGGGCGAGAGACCGCACCAAAUUCGCUGUGGCACAAGCUGAGACCAGCUGCCUGAGACACAGCUUACUGCGCGCCACUAGACGCCGUCGCUGCGCAACAGUCGUUACUGUACGCCACCAGUACGCCGUCGCUGCGCAGCCAUGCAGACGCUCACGCUGCGCCGACUCGGCGGCGACCCGCCCUGGUACGAGGUGCCGGCGGCCGCGGCGCGAGCGGUGGCCGACGACGUCUUCCAGAGCGACCGUCUCCUCAGGGACGACGGCACGCUGCGCCUGAGCCCGGCGAAUCUCUUCACGGCGGCCGAGAAGGUCAUCGCACGCGGCGCCACCGUCGUGAUCGCGGGCGGCGACGAGGCCGAACGGAGAUGCACGCCCGGCGACGCGUCGGCGCUCGCGGACGAGUUCCGCGCCGCUGGGAGAACCGCCGCGGCGGACGCGUGGGAGGCGAAGCACGGCGACGGCGCGUUUGCAGCGAUAUGGGUCGCAAAACCGCAGUCCGCAACUCCCAGAACCGGCUUGGCCGUCUGCCGCGUCCGCGCGCGGAGCUUGCGGGUCUGCGAGUUCGAGGACGACGUCUCCCUCGCUAGAUUGGAAGCCGCAUUAGCGGGAGAGGGCUGCCGCGAGGUGCUCGUCGUGUCGACCGACGACGGCGCCGCCGCGGCGGACGUUGCCAAAAGAUGCGGGGCGUCAAUAACAAAGGUCCCGCCGGCGUCGUACGGCGGACCGCCACAAGAGAUCCAGCGCUCGCUCGCCGAGCGCUGCGGCGGCGACGCGGCGGAAGAGGCGGCACGUUCAGUGCCUCCGGUCGCGUUGAAGGCCUGCGCGGCGGUCCUCGAGCGCCUCGCGGCGACGGACCCAGCGACGGGCCCACGCGUCCUGGACUUCGACCUGUCCCUCGACGACCCCACGACCUGCCUGCGGUUGGAUGCGGCUACGUUACGAGCGCUGGCCCUGGUCGACGACGACUCGGUCCUCGCGUUGCUGCGCGGGCACGCCGCGACGGCCGCCGGCCGGAAGCGGCUCGAGGCCUGGUUACGACGGCCCCUCGCGGACGUGCCUACGUUAAAAGCCCGCCAGGCCGCCGUGGCUGCUCUUGUGGACGACGAGACGGCGCGGCAAGGCACGCGCCGGGCGCUCAAACACCGCAGCUGCGCCGACGCCGACCGCCUCGCCGCCGCGUUCGCGCGCGAGUCCAUCCCGCUGCGCGACCUCGUCGCGACGCACGCGCUGCGCGAGCGGCUCGUGAGUUGUGCCGCGGCUCUACAAGGGGACGGGCUGCGGGACGUGAAGCAGGCCGUGGGCCGCGCCGCGAAGAGCCUGGAGAAGCUCGCGCUACUGGUCGAGGAGGUCGUCGACGUCGAGGCGCUGCCGCGCGUGUCCUGCGUCCCUAGUUCGGGUCCGCGACGAGAUAAGACGCCAUCGACCACGCAGGCGGCUCAAGGUGCGCACGACCCUCUGCGGCGCGCUCGCGCAAGCCUCGUCCCGCCGCGACGCCGCCGAGGACGCGUUGCACGAGGCCGUCGCCGCCGCCGAAGCGACCCUGUUCCCCUCGCAAAAGAAGCCCGCGAAGCGCGCCAAGACGACGCCGAAGCUGAAGCUCGAGGCCGACGACCAGCGGGGUCAUGUUUUAAGAGUGACGAAGGCCGGCGCCGCGGCGGUGCGGAAGGCCUCGCACGUCACUUUGCUAGCGACGCGGCGCGGCGGCGAGGUGCUGUUCACGACGAAGGACGUCGCGAAGCGCGCCUCGGACCUGCUCCAGGCGUCGAAUGCUUGUAGUGCGGCAUCUGUCGAGAUCCUGCGCGAGUGCUCGAAGGUCGCGGGGACCUUCCGGGCGCCUCUACGGAACGCGGCGCGGUUGGUCGGCGACGUCGACGCGUUGUUGGCACUGGCCGAGUGCGCGUCGCAGCGGGCCUGGACGCGGCCGACGGUCGACGGCAAGGCAUUGACAAUAGAGGGCCUGCGGCACCCGCUCGUGGACGAAGCGGUCUCGGACUACAUCCCUUCGGACGUAAAGCUCGGCGGCGACGGCGCCAAGAACCGGUGCUGGCUCGUGACCGGUGCGAGGCAGCGUCCUUUCCGCUCCGAGGCUCGCCGCGUCGACUGUGGCGCCGCCGUGACGCCAUCGACGCGACGCAGGUCCGAACAUGGGCGGCAAGUCGACCUUCGCGCGCGCCGCGGCCCUGGCGUGCGUCCUCGCGCACGUCGGGUCGUACGUGCCGGCCGAUGCGGCGGAGGUGCCUUUAUUAGAUCGGGUCUUCGCCAGGGUGGGCUCGGCCGACGACCCGCGCGCGGGCCAGUCGACGUUCGUCCGCGAGAUGCGCGAGACGGCCGCUAUUUUGAAGAACGCGACGCCACGGAGCUUCGUGGUCGUCGACGAGAUCGGGCGCGGGACGUCGACGACGGACGGAACGGCGCUGGCGGCCGCCGUCUGCGAGACGCUGUGCCGGGGGCCGCUGUCCAUCUUCACUACACACUUCUACGCGCUCUGUGACUUGGAGGCGACGACGGACGGUUGUGUUAAAAACUACCACGUCGACGCUCUUGUUGAUUCGGAGGAGCUGACGUUGUUGUACAAAGUGGAAGCGGGACCAGCCACCAAGAGCUACGGCAUCCACUGCGCGCGGCUCGCGGGGUUUCCCGCGGAGGUUGUUGAGGACGCGGCGGGGCGGUUGGCGGCGCUCGAGAAGGAGGGGGCGUAACUGUUGUGCUACUG